Racocetra persica is the source of this 339-nucleotide messenger RNA. The record is from the annotation of a GenBank genome assembly. NCBI's taxonomy places the organism in Eukaryota, Fungi, Glomeromycota, Glomeromycetes, Diversisporales, Gigasporaceae.
AUGAAGGAUCAAAAUAUAGAGAAUUUUGAACAAGUUAUUGAUAUUAAUGAAUUUAUUCAAAUCAACCCAAAAGAAAUUACAACACAUAUUGUUAAUAAUAUCCUGGAAAUUACAAGCUUUAAAUUCAAAGGCUGGUUAAUGCUUACUAUAGAUACAAAUAAAAAUCAAGCAACAGUUGAGUUAAUUCAUGAUUAUUAUCCCGGAUAUAUUGAUGUUUGUAUUACAGAUAAAAUAAAAGAAUAUAUUAAAAAUAAUAUUCAACAAACACCACGAAUUUUAUGGGAAAGCAUUUGUACAAAAAAUUUAAACAUUACCAAGAAGCAGAUAUACCGGUUGUAG